This is a messenger RNA of Wallemia ichthyophaga EXF-994, 960 nucleotides long. Its product is annotated as S-methyl-5'-thioadenosine phosphorylase. Gene Ontology annotation, molecular function: S-methyl-5-thioadenosine phosphorylase activity. Bases 1 to 960 code for a protein of 319 amino acids. The transcript is spliced from 4 exons. Lineage: Eukaryota; Fungi; Basidiomycota; Wallemiomycetes; Wallemiales; Wallemiaceae. The record is from RefSeq and is a predicted model, not a curated record. Gene Ontology annotation, cellular component: cytosol. Gene Ontology annotation, biological process: nucleoside metabolic process.
AUGACGAAUCCUUUAAUUGGUGUUAUUGGUAAUUCCCUACUUCUGCUUAUGUUUCUGCCUGUACUCAAGCAUUUCUCUUACAGCGGAUUCUACAAGCUUGACAGUUUGAAGCAUGUCAAGGAUGUCGGUGUUCAAACACCUUGGGGUAGACCAAGCUCAAAUGUAAUGAUUCUUGCUCUUCCGUCAGGAGCUCAGAUUGCUUUCAUCGCUAGGCAUGGCAUCAAUCACUCCAUUACUCCAUCUGAAGUUAAUGGUCAAGCUAACAUUGCUGCUUUGAAACACGUAGGCGUUAAGGCCAUUGUUGCCUUUUCUGCUGUGGGUUCUCUCAGAGAGGAGAUCAAGCCAGGUGACUUCAUUAUUCCGAACCAGGUCAUCGAUCGCACAAAGUCCAUUAGACAGCAUACUUACUUUGGAUUGAAUCAGGGAGUAGUUGCCCAUGCUAUGUUUGGUGAACCCUUUACUACUGAGCUAUCGUCUUUUAUUGCCCCACUUGUCAAGCAAGUUUUACCAUCAGGUUUGAAUCUGCAUACUAACCAUGGUGAUCGCGACUCUACACUAGUUUGUAUGGAGGGUCCUCAGUUCUCUACUCGUGCCGAAUCUAGGAUGUACAGACAAUUAGGAGCUGAUAUUAUUAAUAUGUCCGUUAUUCCUGAAGCCAAAUUGGCUAAAGAGGCAGAAUUAGGGUACUCGCUCAUCUGCACAUCAACAGACUAUGAUGCAUGGAGAAUGAAUGAAGAGCCUGUAACAGUCGCUGAAGUGAUCAAAACUUUAACCACUAACGCUGAAAACUCAAAAUUCGUGGCCCAAAAUGUUUUGCAACAUGUUCAUGAUGCAAUAUCAGCCAACAAGAUUCCUUCCCAGAAUGGCUCCAUGCAAUUUAGCAUUGUUACAUCCAAAGACAAAUUCACGAAGGAGUCGAAAGAGAAACUGUCCUACAUAUUACCGGAUUAUUUUAAAUAG